CUGUAUCAUUGUCUAGCGCUGCCCCAAAAUUUGCCUGGUUAUCUCUACUAAAAUUUGCUUAUAAACAUGACUAACCUUAAAAGAGUCCAAUUCCCAUCAGUGACAGUAAGUUUCCUGCUCUGUUUCACCAACAUUAGAAUAAGAACCAGCCUCUCUGUGAUUUAAAAAACAAGGAUAGAUGCACCACCUAUGAAUCAAACACUAGCAAGAGCCACCAGACCUCCAUGUUGCACGCCAUUUCCGGACCUAUCUUCACGGCCAUAGUUCAGCUUUCAAGGCAUUGCAGCAACCAAUACCAGCUGCAAAACCCAUCAUGAAUCUGCGGGGAGCAUCUCGAAUUAACCCACCAGCUCCAGCAGGUCCAGGAUCUACCCGUGUUCAACUUUGGCCGACCAUCAUGGGAAGCUUUCCAACUUUUCCAUUCCCCCGUGUGAGGUUUCGAACUUUUCUUUUCUCGUGGCCUCGUAGGCAAGCUGGCUAGUACUUGAAAGAGAGAGAGAGAGAGAGAGAGAACGACUUCUUUGUUUUAGUGGGGGUAUUAUUACGGCCCAGAGAAAAUUGCAAAAGAGGUAAAUCCAAUCCUGGUCCAUUUCGGAAUUUGCCAGCCACAUCCAAGAAACAACGAGCGAAGAAGAAAGAUGACGACAAUUCAAUGAUUCAGCUGCAACGAUCUUCUCGGCUUCGCCUCCAUCAAUCUCGACCAUCUCACCGAAACUUUCAAUAUGUCAAUAUGUCAUUCUACAUGACUUAUUUGGCAAGAUGGCCCGAUUAUUUCCAUGUUGCUGAAGGCCCUGUAAACAAAAUCAUGGCCUACAUAAUGGAGAAAGUAGAAGGACAAGGCGAGUCGUGGCAUGGUCAUGUGACAGCAGUAACUGUGGCUACAGAAUACCGCAGGCAGCAGUUGGCUAAGAAACUUUUGAAUCUAUUGGAAGAUAUCAGCGACAAGAUUGAUAAGGCUUAUUUUGUAGAUCUUUUUGUGAGAGCAUCAAAUACACCAGCCAUAAAGAUGUAUGAGAAGCUUGGGUAUGUAAUCUAUAGAAGGGUGCUGCGCUAUUAUUCAGGGGAGGAAGAGGGAUUAGAUAUGAGGAAAGCUUUAUCUAGAGAUGUCGAAAAGAAAUCCACUAUCCCCCUCAAGCGGCCAGUUACUCCUGAUGAACUGGAGUAUGAUUAAAUCUGCAUUUUGUUGAUAAUUGAAGUUGAAAGUGAUGGUUUUGACUCUUGGAAUGAAAAUGAUGCCUGAGUCUGUGGGUCCAUUGUAGAAAUUUUGUCUUAUGAAAGAGAGCAGUGUCUUGUUUCUUUUAUUUGUUCAACAUGACUCAUGAAGAAGGGAAGGGACGUGCUUCUGACAGACCAAGCUUUCUUGGAUUAUGAAUUUAUUACUUGUUUUGCCGUA
Populus nigra (black poplar) is the source of this 1393-nucleotide messenger RNA. RefSeq names its product N-terminal acetyltransferase B complex catalytic subunit NAA20-like. Gene Ontology annotation, cellular component: NatB complex. NCBI's taxonomy places the organism in Eukaryota, Viridiplantae, Streptophyta, Magnoliopsida, Malpighiales, Salicaceae. Gene Ontology annotation, molecular function: protein-N-terminal amino-acid acetyltransferase activity. The transcript is spliced from 6 exons. The coding region runs from base 653 to 1171 and encodes 172 amino acids. The record is from RefSeq and is a predicted model, not a curated record. Gene Ontology annotation, biological process: N-terminal peptidyl-methionine acetylation.